AUGAAGCUUACUUUGGGACUACUUGCAGCUUUUGCUGGCUGCUCAGCGGCCGCACAUCCCGCCGGCCAGGUCUUCACCUUUCCUUCGCGUGGCUCGUCAUCGACUCCCGCCCUUGGUCGCGGUGCAGCUCACCUCAUCUUCCUCCAGCGCCUAGCCAGCUCGACAAGCGAGCCGUCGAUUCACGAUAUCCCUACCGAGAUUGAUGCCGAUACGGCCGUCAGCCUGAUCAACACGUAUGGCCGCGAAAUCCCAUCGCUAUUUGAUGACAAGAAGGACGGGCCUCGACGACUACUCGUUAUGCUCGAGGGCAUGACGCAGAAGCAGAUGCAAACUACAGAGCGAACUCUCCAGGCCAAGCCUGUAUUUUCUAUUAUGGACCCUCCUUCGACAUCAGCCAACGAGGAGCUCUUUGAGGACGACUUCUACUCCGUCAAGGCUGCGCCUAAGGAAAAGUGCAAGCUGGGCGACAUUUUAAACCAGAAGCGUCCUGGAUGUUGGAAUGACCGCGUUGCUGCUGUCAAAUAUAACGUGGAAUCGACUCCUGCCAUCCUCGACGAGCUAGCGAGCGACUUGAAAACCCUCGGGAAGCUUGCCAAGAAGGGCGAGAUUGAAUCGACUGUUGUAUUUAUCCCUACUGCUGGCGAAGUUUCCCAUGCGGCCUACUGGUCUGAUGCUUCUGGAGAGCUGCGCCGACGACAAUCUGAGCAGGUCAUCUCUACACCUGCAAGCGACAAGGACGCGUCGGCAGCCGACAAGGUCAAGGUUGCCAAGGCUAAGGCGAACGUAGUCGUCUGCUACGAUACGAAAGCAGCCUGUGAAGAGGCUACAGAUAGCUGCUCUUCCCACGGAACCUGCUUUGACCGAUAUAACCCACCAAGGGAUGAGGACGAGGAUGAAGAGGGACUGCAAAGCCGUGCUCCCUCUGGUCCCUCAUGCUUCAUCUGCAAGUGUGGCCAGACGAGAGACAAGAAGACCGACAGCUUGACAAGCUGGGGAGGUGCUACAUGCGCCAAGCAGGACAUUAGCACACCUUUCUGGCUGCUUGUUAGCAUCUCUGUUGUACUUGUGCUUGCUGUAACUAUGUCCAUUGGCUUGUUAUUCAGCGUUGGCGAGGAGAAGCUGCCUGGUGUGAUUGGUGCAGGCGUGUCCAAAAAAUAG
Messenger RNA from [Torrubiella] hemipterigena, 1158 nucleotides. The record is from the annotation of a GenBank genome assembly. NCBI's taxonomy places the organism in Eukaryota, Fungi, Ascomycota, Sordariomycetes, Hypocreales, Clavicipitaceae.